This is a messenger RNA of Williopsis jadinii, 1335 nucleotides long. It is a transcript of the gene SIP1, whose product is annotated as Sip1p. The transcript has 2 exons. The coding region runs from base 1 to 1335 and encodes 444 amino acids. Lineage: Eukaryota; Fungi; Ascomycota; Saccharomycetes; Phaffomycetales; Wickerhamomycetaceae. Gene Ontology annotation, biological process: signal transduction. Gene Ontology annotation, molecular function: protein kinase binding. Gene Ontology annotation, cellular component: nucleus; cytoplasm; nucleotide-activated protein kinase complex. The record is from RefSeq and is a predicted model, not a curated record.
AUGGGGAACAACUCAAGUUCGAUGCCUCAUGUAAGACGAGGCAGUAUUAAGGGAUACAAUAAACCCCAGGUCCAGCAUUCGGAGUAUUCUGGAAUCGUCACUACUGGCCUGAAGAGCCACCCUGUUACGGAGGUUGAAACAACUGAUAUCAAAGUUCAAAUCGCAAAAGCCGACAAAGUCGGUGCUGGUCUAGGCCCUGAUGGUGGUAAAGCGCCUACUCAAGUAUCAAAUGUCCCCUACGUUAGGGACGUCAAGACUCCUGUUGUGAAAUCGAGAGUAACGACGCCUAGUAUCCUAACGGAUGAAUUUAUUGGCGCUGAUGACUAUUUCUCACUUGUACCUGAUGAUCAUGCUAAUGGCGAAUCAGAGGUUGACGAUCUUGAUGAUGAAUGUGGUAUAGACGAGGACCUUGCAGACCCCACAGAGAUUGCUGUCCAAGAGGAUAAGACCUUGAGGACCGUAAAGAUCAAGUACCAAGAACCUGAACGUAACGGUACACUUGUAAUGAGUGAUCAAGUUUGUGUUGUGGGUUCUUUUGAUCAAUGGCGUAAUUCUGUCCCAUUGGAGCCAAGUUUCCAAGCAGAUGGAACUCUUUUCUUCAAGACGAGCCUUUUCUUGCCUAUCGGAAUAUACCGUAUCAAAUUCUUGGUCAAUGGUAAAACAAGGCACUCUGAUUCUUUACCAACCGCAACUGACAAGUCUGGUAACAUUGUCAACUGGUUUGAAGUUGGUACCAAAGAGAGUCCCACCGUGGAAGUGGAGGCUGGUGCAUUGGAAAAGCACCAGAUCAUCAACCACAUAAGAAAGAGCACACCUUCAAUUCUUAAGCAACAGCAACGAGAAGCUGGACGCUAUAGCGAUGCAACACUCCCAAAUGCUGCUGAUUCCAGGAUCCAUUCUCGUACGGGUACACCUGUAACACCAGAGUUCACGCAGGCGCAGACUCAACAGGGGGAUCAGAAGCGUCGUGGGUCAGGAGAACAGUUUACACAGGAUGUACCACCCAUCUUUCAGACCUACUUGAAUGAGACCGAUGAGCUAUCACCGAUGGAGGAGGAGUUUAUGCAGAAACAUCCAAUACCUGAGCUACCCGUGUACCUCAAUAACAACUACCUCAACAAACAUUUCACGCAGCAUCACAAUCAGAGUUCUGAUAUAGCGAAUCUCUCUAUGAAGGGUACUAAUAUGCAAGGUUUGAACUCCCACAUCAUACCGCACGUGAAUUUGAAGCAUUUGUUGACUUCAAACAUCAAGAACGGGGUACUUGGCGUCGCAUGUACUACUCGCUACUCUGGUAAAUUUGUUACUCAGAUUAUGUAUUCUCCUUCUGAUUAG